AUGGGCUCAAAACGCGACUACAGUGACCUUACGGCCGAUGACAACGAUGAUCUAUCUUUGUCCUCCUCCAACAAACGGCGACGCGAGCAGCAGGGCUCGAAGUUGAGGCAAGCCGAGAGCAAAGCCGACCCGACCUACGGUCAACGCGUCGCCUUCCCGGGCCUCGACGACGACGAACCCGCGCAAUUAACAGACGACGACCUGGAAUUCGAAGAACAUGACGAGGCGCUUGCCUAUCUACGAGCCGUCCGACAAGAAGCAAGCAACGUCCCGCACGUUCUGGUGGCGCCUAAAGCCGGCCCGCAACUACCUCCCCAUCUUCAAGCCGCCAGCGACGUCGACCGCAGCAUCUACGAUGACGGCGUCGGCGACUCCCGCGGGUACUACCACGACGGCGCCUACACAGCGGCGCCCUCAACCCCAUCCGAGUCUUCCUCUCCCGAACCCUCUGAUAUCGACGACUCGGCUUCCCAAGAUGCAGACCGCCUCGCUCGAAACAAGGCGGCUCUGCGCAAAACCUAUUACGCCUCCCUCACCGCCCAAUUCCUCUCUCUCCGCGCCCUCCUCCACCGCACCCCGCCACCGCACCUCGUCGCGGCCCUGCCGCCCGACCACGGCACGGAGGUGGGCGCCUUCGGCCCGCGCUCCUGGACCUUCCGCGUCUGGAGUCGGCGCCUGCGCCACACGGACCCGCUGCCCGUGCAGGUCGCCGCGCUGGACCGGCGCGCCGUGCUGAGGCUGCUGCGCGUGCUGCUCGCCGGCAAGUUCCUCCGGCGCGGGCACGAGCUGCGUGAGCGCACGAGCCGCUGGCUCUGGGCGCUGCUGGCGCGGCUGCCGGACCGCGGCGAGAUGACCUACGCCGAGGUCGGCUGGGUGCGGGAGCUGGGCAAGCGGGCGGUGCUGAUGAUGAUUAGCAUGGCACAGGCCGAGGCUCUGAGGGAGGCGGUUGAGGGGGAUCUCGAGGGGGAGGAGGCAGAGGAUGAUGAUGAAGGGGAGGCGGAACCUCGCUCCGCCGGCGCCGCGGCGGAGUCCGAACCACACGUUACCACUACCUCCGCCACUGAUGGGAACGGCGAUCAGGAAGAAGCAAAGGAAGAAGCAAAGGAAGAAGAAAAGGAAGAAGAAAAAGAAGAAGGAGAAAUAGACAUGGACCUCGACGAAGGCGAAGUCACCGACGACGACGACCCGCCGGCCUCCGCAGCCGCCGAAAACAAGGCCAUCGAAGCCGACAUCGCCGCCGCCAAGGCGCGGCUCCUGGCGCGGCUCGAGGCCGUCCCCGAGACGCAGCAGGCGGAUGCCGAUGCGGAUGCGGAUGCCGGCGCCGACGAGCAGCCGGAGCGCGAGCAGGGCGGGGGCGAGGACGAUGCCGACGACAACACCGUGUUCGACGACGCGGCGCGCGCGCAGGCCAACGUGCACGCGACGCUGAACAUGAUCCUGACCGUGGCCGGUGAGUUGUACGGGCAGCGGGACCUGCUCGAGUUUCGGGACCCGUUUCCUGCGCUGUAA
Molecule: messenger RNA, 1509 nt
Organism: Thermothielavioides terrestris NRRL 8126
Lineage: Eukaryota; Fungi; Ascomycota; Sordariomycetes; Sordariales; Chaetomiaceae
Exons: 3
Coding region: 1-1509 (502 amino acids)
Biological process (GO): spliceosomal snRNP assembly
Cellular component (GO): nucleus; SMN complex
Source: RefSeq, a predicted model, not a curated record